Neoarius graeffei (lesser salmon catfish) is the source of this 456-nucleotide messenger RNA. RefSeq lists its product as uncharacterized. The record is from RefSeq and is a predicted model, not a curated record. NCBI's taxonomy places the organism in Eukaryota, Metazoa, Chordata, Actinopteri, Siluriformes, Ariidae.
AUGGUGGCUGUCCUCCCACCUCCAGGUUAUGAAGGGGCUUGGCGAAAGAUAUUUUACCCCAGUUAACUAGCGUUGUCUUAUUGGAAUAACACAAUGACUGGAGAACGGAGAAUUAUUGUUCAGCUUUUUGAAAACCAGCAAAGAAUUCAGUUCAGAGUGAUCACAAAGAAAGUUGACUGGAAGGCCAUUGCUUCAGCAUAAGAGCAGUUCACCUGGUUUCCAGGUUUCUUGUGGACUACAUGCCCAAGGUUUAGAACACACCCAGAUAGUAACUGUCAUGUUCCUAUUUGUUACAUCAUUAGAGCAGUGUUGUUCCUAGACUGGGCAAACGAUAGUAAGAUUGAGGUCAUGGAUCAGAUUUUUGUGGCCUUGAUUAUAGAAACCAACUGCUUGCAGGAGUACUUUGCCUCAAUAACGACACCAAAGUAUUUUAAAAGCUGGCCCCCACUGCUCUAA